CGAAAACUGACAUGGCUGCAGGCUGCGCUGCAUCGUCGGCGAGCGACGGCUGCAGAUAUAUCACAACAACUUGUAUUAGUAAUGUAUUACGCGGAAAAAUAUCAGUAUAGCAAAAACGACAAUUCGCAGUGAUGUAAUCGUGAAGUGUGCGCAUCUUUCUUAUGAAGAUACGUCCUCCAUGUAAAGUUGACUGAUAAGUGCUGUUGAAUUGCCUUUGCCUAUCAUCGUCGACACCAAACACGGGCGAAACUUGGCAAGCGAUGUGUGUCUUUUUAGGCGCUUCUUUGUUUUUUACGGGUUUAUUAGGGUACACGGAUCUGAGGAAUUUGUUUGUCGCAAGUAUUGAACGGAAAUGUAAUUGCUGUGCGCGAUUGAUUAUGGAUUUGAUAAGGAAGUUUCCGUGAGCUUCGAGGGGAUAUUUGAAGUUUUCUUUCAAAGCACGGUCAACAUGUCGAGAAGGGGUCGAAAACGCAGACUUGGCGCCGAGGACAAGGCCGUCUUCGAGUGGGAGAGGGACAGGAUACUGCCGGAAAAUCUCAGGGAUGAGAUGGAGACCAUGUGGGAGAUUCCACAGAUCUACCACUUCCUGCAGCUCACCAAAGAAGCUUUCAACAUAUCUCAUCUGUCGAUGUACGAGGUGGAACGUAUGCUCCUGAUGCCCAGAGCCUCGAAGCAAUUAGCUCACAUCAUGACUUGUUUAUUAAGUUCGCCUUCGACGACGAAAUCCAAAUUACAAAAAGUGCCUCCGAUGCCUUACGAGUUCUGGACCAAUAUCUUGACGUACAAGCUGCGAAGUUGGUUCAAGAUUUAUCAGACUAAGCGUCAAGAUCCUGUAAAGGUUUUUGAUACACUUGGAGUAGAGCCUGCAUUUUGGACGGUUUUUCCGUACGCCGCCGAGAUCGAGGGGAAAGACUUUCAGGACUUCAGUUUCAGACAGAGGGUUUGGUUGCUGAAAACGGUCUGCGAUACUGCCAUUCACUCGAGAAAAACGAUUCAAGAUGAAGUGGCCAAACAGCCUAGUGAGAGUCAAUUCGAAACGGUAUUGGGCGUCGAUAGGUACGGGGCUCGAUAUAUUUACUUCCCGCAGUUCCUACAUAACGACAUCAGGGUUUACAAGCAUUGUUUGGAUAACAAAAUAUUGUCGACAGUAAAGCCUCCACCAGUAGAAGUAAAGCCAAAGGUAGAUAUAGUAAUAAAGGAAGAACCCAAACCUCUACCCCGAGUAAUGUCGAGGAAAAAGCGACGAAAAUCACGCUGGAGCAACGGGUCGCUACCCUCGAAGAAUAAGUACAAGAAAAAAGCCGACCCCCCGCCGAUUAAUCAGAGUAUCGACGACGCCAGCUCUAAUUCUGUCGAUGCGCACUCAACUCUUAGCUCCAGGAGUUCUUCCAAAGUCUCUGAAAUGAGUAGCAGCAGUAGCUUGGUCAAGUCGAGUGAUUGCGAGACUAAGGUAUCGAGUGGCUUGAUCAACGAUAAUGUGGUCGACGGUGAAGGCGAAAAGAAGGUAGACGAGGAAAUUAAGGUCGCGAGCGAAUUGAUGGAGAAUCUCAAGGCGGAGAUUGAGGACAACUCCAGUUCUUGUAUAGUAGAGGAGGAUACGGCGAUGGUAGAUGAUGCGGAAAAAUCUUCCAACACUGUUGCGGCCGACGAGUCAUUCGUUAAAGAAAGUAGCUUAUUGACUGUGGACGAUUUGUCCAAAAGUUCCAAAACCGAUGACGAGAAACUCAAAGUGAUGAGCUCUUUGAACGCGUCGAAAUCCAGUGAAAAGUCGGAAGACGUGUCUGUUUCGGACGCGACGAAAGAUGUAAAUAUUUCCAAGUCGGAUGAUGAAAAAUUGUCCGAACAUAAAAAAUGUGAUACGACAGUGGACGGCGAACCGUUGAAUGAAGAUAUGAGUUUGGACAAGUGGAUGUUGGCGAAGAGAAAAGACGUGAAUGCGAACGAUAGUUUCAGUAAUUCAGACAACGAGGCUUCCGAUUCGGGAUUGAGUGCGUCUGGAACGCGUCGGAGCGCUAGAAUAAAGCACAUUUCGGAGAUAAAGUUGGAAGUUGAGGACGUUGAAAACUUACUGGAUGUUUCUGAAAGUGAUGAACUAUCUUCCAUUGAUCUGAGAGACAGUUUGUGCAGAGUUUCUUCGCCAGAAAUCGAGCUUGACUGUGCGCAUGCCAAUUUUGACGAAAGUAACUGGAAAGUAAAUAACUUUAGCGAACUGAUGAAAGAUUUGAGCGUUUCCAAUUUUCAGCUUGUUGCUGAUAGCCUAGAUAGCCUUAGAGAAUUAAUUGAAUCGAUUGCUUCCGAUAAGACUGUUCCAGCUUACGAGCCUGUAAAAGAAAAUUUCGUCAGACCAAAAUGCGAAGAUACGCUUUUGAAACGAUUAAGAGUACUAUGCACUACGUUAGAAAAUGUCGAAGCUAUUUUGAAAGAAUCCAUGAAAAAGGCUCGAAACAAGUUGCAGAGGGAAUGGAAUAACUUUGAAAAUGGCGUGGUGGACGAGGAUCAGGACUGCAAUUCUGAACACGAUGCUAACCGCUGGCUUAUCGGCUCUCAGGGCUGGCCACAAGUGCACGCAUCGCUACCACCACCUACCUUAUCCGGAACUGGUACCAGCGAAGUCACAUCAGGUCCAUCUGCAAAUUCUGCUGAAGCCUCGACCUCCAAAACAGGCUCGAUCGAGAGACUUGAGGAAUCGUCUGGAUGUCGAGUUGAAGGCGAAGGGAAAGAAAAAAAAGACGAAGAACUUGCGUGUAAAGAAAUUAAAAGAGAGCUUAUCGAAAACGAGGCAGAAGGAAGCGUUAAGUCAAAGGAUAAGGGGGAAACUCGGGGCAAAGAAGGCAGCCGUCAAAAUAAUCAGAAAGAAGCUGAAGAACCCACGCAAACAAAGCGAGUCCUGCGAGCCCGUGGCGUUUCCUCAUACACCGAGCAGCUGCUCUCUGAUGAGAGCGAGGAGGAGGAAAAGUUGGACGGAUGGGCCGACAUUGAGGCCAUCUACGCGGCUCCCAGCUCACAGGCCAAUGCAUCCUCUCCAAACACUCCUACGAAAUCCCGCGAGUCGUGCGAUGAAUCAGACGAGGAGGACUCGGACCAAGAUUGGAUUUUACCUAGCUCUCGCAAACGGAAGGGUAAACGUCCGUCGGCAAGUCGACGUUUAAAAUCCUUCCAAUACAAGCUUCACAACAUUAACAAGGCUGAUCAAGAUGGCAAGCUCCUUGAGAAUCAGCAGCAACAACCUGUUGUUCAAGGUGUACACAUAAAAAGAUCGCCAAUAGUGGUUCAAAUUGUUCCUAGACAACCACCCAUCAGACAACCAGCCAAAACUAUCUCAAGACCACCUCCUCCGCUUAAUAAUUUACCCAACAACUUUGUGACAGUCACGUCAUCGGCUUCACAGGUUAUCCAAACUUCCACAGUGCCUUCCGAUACUUUGAAAAGUGAGCCCCAAGAUUCUAACCUACACACGGUACUGGACAUCAAGGACGAGGGUCCAAUAUAUGACACUACGCCCAAUGCAACUUGUGUUCAACCAAAUUAUGUGGUAGUUACUACUGGACAUGCGCCCGUUGCCAAUUAUUACGUUAUGCAGCAGAAUCCUCCCGUUACCGGUGUCAUGCACCAGAACCAGUUUAUUCAGUCGACUGCUUUUGUUUCUCAAAUGGUGCCUCAAUCUCAAAUUCAGCCUUUGCAGCAAAUGCAAACAGUCUCAGCCGAGGGCUACUACGUUCAGCAGACCCCACAGCAGAACUACAUCGUUCAGAACCCUUCCGGCCUCAUAACAGCUGGACCACGUCAAGCCUUCAUAGCAACUCCAAAUGCUCAAGUCGUCUACCAGCAACAACCACAACAACAAGGAGUUACGACAGCACCAAACUAUAUACAGUAUGUCACCACCACCCCGGGUCAACCACAAUUGCAGCAACAGCAACCAUCACCUUCGCUGCCCCGUAUCAUCAAUACGAUGACGCUGGCAACACCGAGACAGAUUAAUUACAGGAUGCGAGCACCCGUGGCAGUACAGAACAAUAGGAUGCCAUUGCCGGCUAGGGGGCAAAACUUUCCUCAUCCAAAUGGCGCAGUUAUCAGAAGCGCACCGAUUAAUACGAACAUUCUAAGACCUGGUCAGAGGAUCGGACAACCGAGAAAUAUUGCGCCGAGACGCCAGAUCGCCCCUAGAGCGCCAAAUCAAACCAACAAGGCGAAGCCGGUUGUUGCCAGUACAGAUAACACUCAAAAGACCACGUCUUUAAUAGUAUUGAGCGACAGCGACGACGAGAUCGAGAUGAUCAUUCCUGCGAACAGUAACGCUCCAAAACCACCAACACCGGCUAAACGCCCUGCAAAAUCUAGCAGUAAGAACGCGACUAGUACCACUAACGAUAUCCAAAACAAACUUCCAGCUGAAUUAAUUCAGCGCAUAGGUGAGGGCAACAUCUCGAUUAGUCCGAUAAAACCAGCGCAACCGGCUGUGACAGCGUCGAGUACUCAAUUGAUUGUAGUUGUAAAUGAAACUGGCAGUCAUUAUGCACUUGCAUUACCGAACGGGGGCAAGUUGAUUUUGACACCGGAACAGGUCGCACAAAUCCGAGCAUCCAACGGUGGAAAGCUUGUCUUAUGAAGAUUCGAGGGGGGCUUCGUUAGGCCUUUUUUAUUGCUGUAAUGAGGUAUUCAGGGCUGUGAGGUAGGUGAUACUUGAGAUGAUAAUGGUUUUAUUUAAAGUGAAGCUUGCCAGAUUAAAAUCGAUGCUCUCAUAUUGGUUUGAGCAUGAUUUCUAAACAGUAGAUGAAACUACUUCGAUUUCGAAGAAGAUGCAUAUGAAUUAUUCAAAGUUUAUACGUAGUGUACUGCGUAAUUUUAUAUGCAAUGGAUUCUUUGAUGAUUUUUAAACUUCUUUUUAAACUGUAAUUUGAAAGUUUUAAACGCAAUAUUUGCUGUAAUGAGAGCUUCUUAUCGCUGCGUUCGGAAUGGAUUGGCUGUUUGCAUACAAAUUAUAUAAUGCAGGUAGCUACAUUUAUUUUUCAACGCAGAUGAUAAGCUUGCAGUAUAAAUUUUUGUUGUCUGUAAUAAUACUGCUUCCAAUUAAAUGGUCGAAUAAUGCCUAGCAUGUUUUUUAUCGAAGGCGCUAGAUUUAUACGGUGUUUUACUUGAAACGCUUUAAAGUUUUCAAACCAAAGUAUACCUUUAUUUGUUGAUUUUUGGAAAUUUAAUGUAUUAGGUUGAUACUUUAAAAAUGUUAUGGACCUCCACUGGAAAAUGUAGAUGAAAUAUCUAUUGAUCAAUUCAGAUAAACUAUGCUUCUAUAAUAUACAUAUUAGGCUAUUUAAGGCUAUUUAGCGAACAAAUAUGUGAUGAACUUGUAACUAUACGAUAUUUUACAUACUUUAAGUAAAAAUAUGCUAUGAUGUAUGUCACUGAGUGUGAAACAAAACAUAGUAUUAAUAGAGUCUAGGUUGUUGCAAAUAUCUCAGGCAAUUCUACAUCUUUACUUGGAUGUACAUUUACGAUGAUCAAUGUAAAAUAUUUAUGAUGUUUACUUCUUAGUACGUAUCAUUGCGCAAAGAUUCACUUGAGCGCACGAUACUGUACGUUGAAUCUCUAGUUAAGAAAACAUUUCAAAGAGAGCAGUUCAUGUAUAUUAAACAAAUAUAAUUAAAGUUUAUUACAUUUUCAUAUGAAUGCGA
Messenger RNA from Nasonia vitripennis (jewel wasp), 5672 nucleotides. RefSeq lists its product as uncharacterized. The transcript has 16 exons. The record is from RefSeq and is a predicted model, not a curated record. The coding region runs from base 449 to 4609 and encodes 1386 amino acids. Lineage: Eukaryota; Metazoa; Arthropoda; Insecta; Hymenoptera; Pteromalidae.